This is a messenger RNA of Thermothelomyces thermophilus ATCC 42464, 950 nucleotides long. RefSeq lists its product as uncharacterized. The record is from RefSeq and is a predicted model, not a curated record. Bases 587 to 928 code for a protein of 113 amino acids. NCBI's taxonomy places the organism in Eukaryota, Fungi, Ascomycota, Sordariomycetes, Sordariales, Chaetomiaceae. The transcript has a single exon.
UCGCUGGACGCCUCAUGGUUGCAUGAGGCCAGCCCCAGGUGGCCGCGCCGCAAGCGACUUCGAGAUCUAGCUGUGCAUCUAAUUUUGGCUCAAACCCUUCGCGGAGGGUUGGUUCUCUCUCUCGAAGCGAGGGCCAACGGGCAACAGCUUGUUUCGGUUGGGCGAUGGUCUGGCUCGAGAUUCAAACCGCAGCCGGGCUUGGUCGGUCUCUUGGUGUCGAGAGCCACCAUCGGAGUGGGCAUCACGCCUCCAACCGAGGCCACGCGCCGUGGCCAACGCGAGCUGGAUGAUGGGAGGGUAACAAGGAAGAGAAGUCGGACAAUCCUCUUCUAUAAAGCGACAGGUUCCGCAACCCGUUGUUGUCUUGAUUCUCCCCAGACUCGACAGCGCCGACAACACCUCAGCCAAACACACUUUCCCGUCACAUUUCCUCAGCACCUCACCCAGGCACGCAGGCAUACUCCUUCUCUCCCACGCACGGCAACUUCCAUUCGGAGCAACGCACGCCUUGCACGCUAUCCCAUCCCAUUCCCAGUCCACCCCUACCAACCAUCUCCUGACCAACCUCCGCCUACCCGCCGUCACCAUGACCAAGUGCAGCCAGUGCCCCAACGACAAGACCGAGGGUCCCGGCUGGGUCAUGAAGAAACCCCAGUGCUUCUCGCCGGGCUGCGUCCGCGGCUGGAAGAAGUGUACUUCGUGCACCUACGUCAAUGGGUACAUGGUGAAGUGCUGCGGGUCCUGCGGCAGCGUUAGCGAUGGAAAGCCGGCGGGCCAGAAAAGGUGCUCGGCGUGCGACGGCACGGGUUAUUCUAGCCAGACGCCCAUGAAGCACGCCUGUACCCAGCCGCACAACCAACCUGCCUCCCGGCUUGGAUCGCGCCCCGGGAGCUCGGCUGGUUCGCGGCCCCCGAGCCACAGGCAUUGAAGGUUGACUUGUCGGUAACUUG